AUGACAAGUUAUGCACGACCAAUAAGCAGUAUAGAACUCGUACUGCCACCACAGAAUGCAUAUCUCUACCGCAACAAGCCUUUGCCUCUGCCUCCAACAAUACCAUCAAGACAGUCAUCAAAAGCAAAACCAGCUGCAAGAUUCAGUGCCUUCCCGAAAACCUCGGGGCCAGGAAACGAUCCCAAGGCAUUGCCUCAACAGCCUCCUGUGGUAGUCCCGAAAGCGUUGACAAGACAGCGCGCAUCACGGAUGAGCAUAUCAGGUGCUACAUCUUUGCGUGAAAGGCGAUCUUCUCAAAAGAUUCAGCAAAUUACCGGUCACGACAUCGGUCCUGGUAUCGACUGGACAUCUCCUACAACUCAUGCUCCCUAUUCACCUUCCAUCUCGCCCAAAUCCAUCCGAGACGAUUCAUCCAGUGGCUACAGCAUCUCGCUAGACGAGCCUAUAUUCGACGAUGAGCCUACACCACUUGCGAGUUACCAACCGAGAUCUUCCGACAGCAGUAUGCCUCCGCUAGAGCCGGAUUGUGAUAGUGUACUGAGCAAUCAGAGCUAUGGAGCCCCAGAGUCACCGACAACUCAUAGAGGAUCUAUCUCAUUACAGGUGGAAAAGACGAGACGCCUGAGUAGCAUAGCCUCUACGCUGGCUGCAUUAGACCCUCCCCCAAACCUGGACAACCCAUUUGACGAAGAUGUCAACUGGCAAGCAGGUUCUUCUUAUAACUAUUUUAGCGACCUUGAGACGGCAGAUGAGUAUCAUCGAAUCGCGACUAGACUGGCCAACAACGACAAACGCCAGUCAGUAUGUGGAACCUCACCCCUUACUCGAUCUCGCAGUUCGCUCAGUCGACGACUUAGUGUGUCAGCGCGGUCACUAUUUACACGAAAAAGGGAUCCGGCUCUGUCUGCCAGCUCCAGCCGAGCGUCUCUGACUGCCGUCAAUCAUCCUACUAAGGGGCCUUAUUCGCCCUCGAUUCCUCCCUCGUCAGAUGCUGCCAGCGUGAUAUCUCCCCCUCGAAGUACGUUCGAGAUUGAUGAUGAUGAAGAACUCGAUGGUGACGAUGGCAGUGUGCAAGGUGUUCUUAAGGACUUCUUCGCACGCAGGAGCGAGGAACAUUCAUCGGUUGAGCUGGGAACAACUCGUUCGAUGCCCCAAGUUCCAGAGCAGUCGCAAGAACACAAAACUCUUUCAAUGUCAGGGGUACAGGUCAAAGACUUACUUACGAGUGCGCGUGACGGCGCGAGGUUGAUUCAGGUUGCCAGAGGUGAGAGGAGAAGAACACAACUUAGGCAUCAGAUCAAGGUGAUUCCGGAGGAGGAAGUUGGACGAUGA
Fusarium coffeatum is the source of this 1332-nucleotide messenger RNA. RefSeq lists its product as uncharacterized. NCBI's taxonomy places the organism in Eukaryota, Fungi, Ascomycota, Sordariomycetes, Hypocreales, Nectriaceae. The transcript has a single exon. The record is from RefSeq and is a predicted model, not a curated record. Bases 1 to 1332 code for a protein of 443 amino acids.